AUGAUCGUUCCCGUUAGAUGUUUUUCGUGUGGCAAGGUUGUGGGAGACAAGUGGGAAAGUUAUUUGAACAUGUUGCAAGAAGAUGAGCUUGAUGAAGGUAGCGCUCUUACAAAAUUGGGUUUGAAAAGAUACUGUUGCAGGAGAAUGAUUCUAACGCAUGUUGAUCUGAUUGAGAAAUUCUUGAGAUAUAACCCGCUAGAAAGAAGGGAUUAG
This is a messenger RNA of Torulaspora globosa, 213 nucleotides long. It is a transcript of the gene RPB10, whose product is annotated as DNA-directed RNA polymerase core subunit RPB10. Gene Ontology annotation, cellular component: RNA polymerase III complex; RNA polymerase I complex; RNA polymerase II, core complex. Bases 1 to 213 code for a protein of 70 amino acids. The record is from RefSeq and is a predicted model, not a curated record. NCBI's taxonomy places the organism in Eukaryota, Fungi, Ascomycota, Saccharomycetes, Saccharomycetales, Saccharomycetaceae. Gene Ontology annotation, biological process: transcription by RNA polymerase II; transcription by RNA polymerase I; tRNA transcription by RNA polymerase III. The transcript has a single exon. Gene Ontology annotation, molecular function: zinc ion binding; DNA-directed RNA polymerase activity; DNA binding.